AUGUCCGGUCAGGAGCCGCCAUGUGGGGCUCCUCGGGCGGCAGCAGUGCACGCCGCUCCACCACCUCCAGAAGCCAUGUCCCCGACUCCGACCAGAAGCAGCGUCAUUUUGAUUUCAGACGAUGAAGAGCAAGUCCAGGAGUCUCCCACAGUCAGAGAGAAUGGAGACAAAAGGCCGCCCACACCUGACGCUGCAAGUGACCCGACGGCGAAAGAAGCGACGGAAAAACACGCCGAGACUAUGAAGGGAGUGUGUUUGAAAACGCCGUAUUGUCUGUACAUGGAUAUGGGACAGGAGCUCGCCAAAACCUCGUGCGCGGUUCUCAUCGGAUACUUUGACUGUUCCUCUGGUGUCAGCGUAGUCCGAAGGCUGAAUAUGCUGCACAUCAACCAAUCUGGCAACCAAACCAAACCCACGAUCACCACACACACCGCCAACGCAGCCGCCGAGCUCCUGGUUGACCUCCUCAAGGCCGCAGAGCUCCCGUUGGAAAAUCUGAGCGUUUUCUACUGCAACAUCCCUGACCCGGAGGUGAACUGGAAGAUCGCGGCGAAGCUGAAAGAGUCCAACCCGCACCUGGUUUAUCUGGGCGGGCUGGCAGGCUUAGUGGGCGGGGCUUGCCAGACGGGGUUCCUGGAGUAUUACGGUCACGUGGUGGAGCUGGUGAACGACGUGCACUUUUUUGCUCUGCCCGAGUGGAUGGAACGCUCGCAGUACAACCACAUGCAACCGAUCGCGACGCAGUACGGCGAGAUGAUCACGGUCAUCCAGGCAAUGGCGUCCAACUGGCUCAGAAUGGAGGAGCAUUUCAAAGACGUGGAGCAGAGCGCGGGGCAGAGCCGGCUGCAGAGGAUUCACAGCCGGCUCCGAGAGCAGAAGGUGCGGCUGGAUUUUGUCUUCCUGUCGACUGCGCUGGGGACCUUCCGGAGUUUCCAGGAUCUGCAGGUAAACAUGGCGCGCGACAUGGUCAUGGAGAUGCAGAUGAUGGCGCUGCUCAUCAACGUCUGCGCCAAGAGCAUUCUCACCGCCGAGGCUGCGGAGCAGUUUGUGGAGAGGCGGGACCUGGACAUGCUGCGGAGGGAGAGGCACCUGCUCCCGGCCGCAGAGAUCAACGUAGGGCUGAGGGCCAGGAGGUACUUGGCGUCGCUGUCGCAGGUGGAACUCGGAGACGGAGGGAGUGAGUUCCUGUUGAGGGCGCAGCGCUUCUACCAGACCAUCCUCACCGUUCUGAUGGAGAGUCUGCCGGGGCAGCUCAGCCCGGUGUCCAUGAGGAACAUCGGGAUUCUCCUGAUGCAUCCGACCGCUCUAAAGCGUCAGGACCUGCCUCUGGAGCAGGUGGUAGAUCUGGGGUCAGAGUUGGGGGUGUGUAGGCUCUCAGCCUCCAUCUCUCAGCUCUCCUCAGAAUACAGGGACUACGUUGGCAGAGAGUUCCACCGGAGCUUUGAGGCGCCCUCUGUCGGCCUCCGGUGGCUGAAGGUGUUGGACAGUCUGGGAGGCCACCCCAUUUUGUUUAAGCUCAUCCUGACACUCUUGGCUUUUCCACGCUCCCUACAACUAAAGCACAUCUUUCAGCUCUCUGGCAGAAGUGGAGCGCCCCAAACCCCAGUGCACAGGAAAGGAGUGAAGAGGAGAUAUCGUCCACACAGACCGGAGCCGCACCUCGACUCCUCCUCCUCCUCUGAUGAAGAAGACCACCGCAGACCACCCUCAAAUCCCCCCAGACCCCCAUCACACACCCCCAGACCCCCACCCUUCACCCCUUCAUCCCCCUCCGCACAGACCCUGGACUCAGAGGACAUCGAAAACACAGAUAACUCCUCCGAUGUGGUGGAAGUGACGGACGACUGCAAACUCACAGCAAAAGCAAACGGAGUUAUUAAUCACGCCACAGAAGCAGAUGCGUUUCCGAGCGAGUCUGUGUACGUCGUGGAGAGCGACGGGGUCCAACGUAAACGGCCACAAGUCAAACCCACCAAGUCUGAACAAUCACGUGAAAGAAUACGUCCGCCCUCUGACGUCAUCACGCUGCUGUUUCCGCUGCCUUUCUCUGUUCGUGAGCAGUGCCGUCAGACCCGGAGAAGACACGAUAAAAAGCAGAACCAGAGCUAUCCAUCACAACCCAGGUGCCUGACCAUGGCUGUGAACGUGUACUCCACCUCCGUGACCAGUGACAACCUGAGCCGCCAUGAGAUGCUGGAGUGGAUCAACCAGUCUCUGCAGAUGAAGUUCAGCAAGAUCGAGCAGCUCUGUUCAGGAGCCGCGUACUGUCAGUUCAUGGACAUGAUGUUUGAAAACUGUCUCCCGCUGAAGAAGGUGAAGUUUGGAGCCAAACUGGAACACGAGUUUAUCCAGAACUUCAAAAUGCUGCAGGUCGCAUUCAAGAAGAUCGGAGUCGAUAAGAACAUCCCGGUGGACAAACUGGUGAAGGGGAAGUUCCAGGACAACUUUGAGUUUGUGCAGUGGUUCAAGAAGUUCUUCGACGCCAACUACGGCGGCCACGAAUACGACCCGGUGGCAGCGCGGCAAGGACAGGAGCCAGUGUCCACCACCACGCCUGCCCUGGGGCAGACUAAACCCGUCAAGAAGGCCCUGAGCCAAGGUCCUGCCAGACCGCCAGUUGCCAAAGUCGCUCCCAAAAUGGCGUCUCCGAGCUCGAGGAAAACUGUGGGCGGAGACGAAAACCGGGAAGUGCUGCUAAACAAGGCGCUCUCACGUUCUUUUUCUGUUUCUGUGAUUGUGGUGGCCGUGGUUGUUGUGGUUGUUGUGGUUGUUGUGGUGGCUGUGGUUGUUGUGGUUGUUGUGGUUGUUGUGGUGGCUGUGGUUGUUGUGGUGGCUGUGGUGGCCGUGGUUGUUGUGGUUGCUGUGGUUGUUGUGGUGGCCGUGGUUGCCGCUGUGGUUGUUGUGGUGGCUGUGGUUGUUGUGGUGGCCGUGGUUGCCGCUGUGGUUGUUGUGGUUGUUGUGGUGGCCGUGGUUGUUGUGGUGGCUGUGGUUGUUGUGGUGGCCGUGGUUGUUGUGUUGGCCGUGGUUGUUGUGGUGGCCGUGGUUGUUGUGGUGGCCGUGGUUGUUGUGGUGGUUGUGGUGGUUGCUGUGGUUGUUGUGGUGGCUGUGGUUGUUGUGGUGGUUGUUGUGGUUGUUGUGGUGGUUGUUGUGGUUGUUGUGGUGGUUGUUGUGGUGGCCGUGGUUGUUGUGGUGGCUGUGGUUGUUGUGGUUGUUGUGGUGGCUGUGGUUGUUGUGGUGGUUGUUGUGGUGGCCGUGGUUGUUGUGGUUGUUGUGGUGGCCGUGGUUGUUGUGGUGGCUGUGGUUGUUGUGGUGGCCGUGGUUGUUGUGGUUGUUGUGGUUGUUGUGGUGGUUGUGGUGGUUGUUGUGGUUGUUGUGGUGGUUGUUGUGGUUGUUGUGGUGGCUGUGGUUGUUGUGGUGGCUGUGGUUGUUGUGGUUGUUGUGGUGGCUGUGGUUGUUGUGGUGGCCGUGGUUGUUGUGGUUGUUGUGGUUGUUGUGGUUGUUGUGGUUGUUGUGGUUGUUGUGGUUGUUGUGGUUGUGGUGGUUGUUGUGGUUGCCGUGGUUGUUGUGGUGGCCGUGGUUGUUGUGGUGGCCGUGGUUGUUGUGGUGGCUGUGGUUGUUGUGGUGGUUGUUGUGGUGGUUGUUGUGGUUGUUGUGGUUGUUGUGGUUGUUGUGGUGGCCGUGGUUGCCCCUGUGGUUGUUGUGGUGGCUGUGGUUGUUGUGGUGGCCGUGGUUGCCGCUGUGGUUGUUGUGGUGGCUGUGGUUGUUGUGGUGGCCGUGGUUGCCGCUGUGGUUGUUGUGGUUGUUGUGGUGGCUGUGGUUGUUGUGGUGGCCGUGGUUGUUGUGGUGGCUGUGGUGGUUGUUGUGGUGGCUGUGGUUGUUGUGGUGGCUGUGGUUGUUGUGGUUGUUGUGGUGGCCGUGGUUGUUGUGGUGGCCGUGGUUGUUGUGGUGGCUGUGGUUGUUGUGGUGGUUGUUGUGGUGGUUGUUGUGGUGGCUGUGGUUGUUGUGGUGGCUGUGGUUGUUGUGGUGGCCGUGGUUGUUGUGGUGGCCGUGGUUGAUGUGGUGGCCGUGGUUGCCGCUGUGGUUGUUGUGGUUGUUGUGGUGGCUGUGGUUGUUGUGGUGGCUGUGGUUGUUGUGGUGGCCGUGGUUGUUGUGGUUGUUGUGGUGGCCGUGGUUGUUGUGGUGGCUGUGGUUGUGGUGGUUGUUGUGGUGGUUGUUGUGGUUGUUGUGGUGGCUGUGGUUGUUGUGGUGGUUGUUGUGGUGGCUGUGGUUGUUGUGGUUGUUGAGGUGGCCCUGGUUGUUGUGGUGGCUGUGGUUGUUGUGGUGGCCGUGGUUGCCGCUGUGGUUGCCGCUGUGGUUGUUGUGGUGGCUGUGGUUGUUGUGGUGGCCGUGGUUGCCGCUGUGGUUGUUGUGGUGGCUGUGGUUGUUGUGGUGGCCGUGGUUGCCGCUGUGGUUGUUGUGGUGGCUGUGGUUGCCGCUGUGGUUGUUGUGGUGGCUGUGGUUGUUGUGGUUGUUGUGGUGGCUGUGGUUGUUGUGGUUGUUGUGGUGGCUGUGGUUGUUGUGGUGGCUGUGGUUGUUGUGGUUGUUGUGGUGGCUGUGGUUGUUGUGGUGGCCGUGGUUGUUGUGGUGGCCGUGGUUGCCGCUGUGGUUGUGGUGGUUGUUGUGGUUGUUGUGGUGGCUGUGGUUGUUGUGGUGGCUGUGGUUGUUGUGGUGGCUGUGGUUGUUGUGGUGGCUGUGGUGGCCGUGGUUGUUGUGGUGGUUGUUGUGGUUGUUGUGGUUGUUGUGGUGGCUGUGGUUGUUGUGGUUGCUGUGGUUGUUGUGGUUGUUGUGGUGGCUGUGGUUGUUGUGGUGGCUGUGGUUGUUGUGGUGGCUGUGGUUGUUGUGGUGGCUGUGGUUGUUGUGGUGGCUGUGGUUGUUGUGGUGGCUGUGGUUGUUGUGGUUGCUGUGGUUGUUGUGGUUGUUGUGGUGGCUGUGGUUGUUGUGGUGGCUGUGGUUGUUGUGGUGGCUGUGGUUGUUGUGGUGGCUGUGGUUGUUGUGGUGGCUGUGGUUGUUGUGGUGGCUGUGGUUGUUGUGGUGGCUGUGGUUGUUGUGGUGGCUGUGGUUGUUGUGGUGGCUGUGGUUGUUGUGGUGGCUGUGGUUGUUGUGGUGGCUGUGGUUGUUGUGGUGGCUGUGGUUGUUGUGGUGGCCGUGGUUGUUGUGCUUGUGGUGGUCGUGAUCCAGGAGCUGGAGACGACCAUCGCGGACAUGGAGAAGGAGCGAGACUUUUACUUUAACAAACUGCGGGACAUCGAGGUGCUGUGUCAGGAGCAGGGGGAGGACGACCCUACACUGAGGAAGAUCAUGGACAUCCUCUACGCCACAGACGAGGGCUUUGUCGUACCAGGAGACGAAGCAGAAGAACAGGAGGAAUUUUAA
Molecule: messenger RNA, 5412 nt
Organism: Knipowitschia caucasica
Lineage: Eukaryota; Metazoa; Chordata; Actinopteri; Gobiiformes; Gobiidae
Source: the annotation of a GenBank genome assembly